This is a messenger RNA of Cyprinus carpio (common carp), 609 nucleotides long. Its product is annotated as calcyphosin-2-like. The record is from RefSeq and is a predicted model, not a curated record. The transcript has 3 exons. Bases 75 to 347 code for a protein of 90 amino acids. NCBI's taxonomy places the organism in Eukaryota, Metazoa, Chordata, Actinopteri, Cypriniformes, Cyprinidae.
UAAGUGGAUUUUUGAAGAACUUAGAUCUAAAGGCUGAUAGUAUUCAGCAAAAAGAGCAUUUCAGGCGGCCUCUGAUGGAGCUGCUGUGCCUCACUCCACAGGACUUCGAGGCGGUGUGGAGGAUUGUGAGUCGGCGUGCUUUUGGGCGGGUGAACACCGCUGAUGUGAUGCGUGCUGUUACCAGGGAGAUGGGCGAGAAUAGAAAAGCCAUCUUCCUGAAGGAAGCAGGAAAGAUCACAAAGACUGUGUCCUGCGCUGAGUUUGAGGACUAUUAUGAGGGCCUGAGUAUUGAAAUCCCUGAUGAUGAAGAGUACAUCAACAAUAUGAGCGCUACAUGGAGUAUCUGAGAGGAUCUGCCUGGUUUAUAGAAUGACACUUUCUGAAUAUGAGUGAAAUACUGAGAUUUUUUUUUGUUUGUUAAUAGUGUUUGUCACUAUAUAUUACUCUUCAUAUUCAUAUUGUAUUAUUAGUAUGCAAUGUUGUAUAUUGCAUAACAUAGAGUACAAUUAGAAAGUUCAGGGUCAGUAAGAUUAAUACUUUUAUUCAGCAAGGAUUCAUUCAGUUAAUCAAAAGUGACAGUAAAGACAUUGAUGUUACAAAGGAUUUCUA